GGAUUCAGUGCGGCAUCAUUGCUUUUCUACGGUUGGCGCGGUGCUUUUUUUUAAGCUGGUAUGGUGAGAUGUAGGACGUAGCAAUAAUAUUAACGUCUUAGCUGAGCGAUAUGAUUAAAUACAAGUGUGAUGAUUCUUCAAGUCCGCUAUCAGAAUCUGAACUGGACCCAGAUCCUCUGCAUUAUCCACCACCUCCUCCUCUGCAAUUACCACAUCUGGAGAAACCGCUGCGCCAGGCCUUCUACAACACCGGAGCUCUAGUGCUGGUGGGACUAUGCUGUGGGGUGGGAGUACUCAUUUAUUUUAUCCUCGAGGCGUUUUUGCGUCCACUAUUGUGGGCUGUCCUAUGCGGCACCUUUUUGCACCCGUUCAAAAGUUCCCUCACGGCAUUUGGCCGUCGCUGGCUGCGUCGCCUCCGCCAUUCUAACACACCAGUAUUUUUGGCUACUUUCUUAUUGCCACUGUCUUUUGCUAAUGCGGCCGCCGAAACAUUGGGUAAUGAGAUCAUGCGGCGCCGUCGGCUUCUUCUCCUUUUGAGUGCAGGAAGUCCCGUUUUGUAUGGACUAUACUGCGUCGGUACUUCCUUUGGAGUCCAGGUCGCUCUUGAGUAUUCCGCCAGCAUCAUUUGCCGAGGAUUAGAUUAUUUCAGUAGCCGUUGGAUAUGGACCUUGAUAGCAGGCUAUUUGUUGACUGUGUUAUUCAGAUGGAACCAAAGCACGGAGCGUUACUUGAGAGCAGUCUCAGUUCCUCUCUGGAUUGUUCUGCUACUUCAUUUGGCUUCUGCAGCAGGAUCUUGGAGAAUUCCAAUUGUUGUGCUUAUAAUUGUCUUAAUGACUGUAGGUUUGCUUCAUGAGCAAUCAAAUGGAAAAGAGCCUCCAGAGGCACAACUUGUUGGUCAAGUAAUUUCCAUUGCAGCAUCUGCAGUUACCAUGGUAAUUUCAGUUACGUGUUAUGAAUCAAGUAAUGAAGAUCAUCCAUUACAAACCUCAGAAAUUAUAGAAAGUGAUGGUUCCUUAUCAGCAUCAUCCAAUGAGAAGAGCGGGCAGAGACCUGAGAUUGCAACAUUUUCUAAAAAGAAGAAAGCCAGUGACAUCUACUUUGUUCUGCUCAUAUGGAGUAUUGUAAUAGUCCAGAUUUGGUUUAAUUUCUGGAUAAUUCAAUUGCUGCCCUUACCUUUUGCAGUAUGGGUUUUAAAAAAACUGUUGGUCCACUUUGGAAUAGUGCAAUUCUCAUUGAUUUACUGCAGUACCUACUGGCAUAGUCUGGAAGAUUUUGUGAGACAACGUCAAGAAGUUCUUGUACCACAACCAGUUAAGGGGCUUGGAAGAAUUAUUCUCAAAUUAGACAGCAAGAUGAACGUGUGGUUGGAAAAAAUCCUAGAUAAAAUAAUUAGCAUAUUCAUUAUAUUUGUGCUAGUGAUAGGCACCCUGUUGCUUGCGCUGCUCCUUACAGCAAAGGUUCACCAGGAAAGUGUACAUAUGAUUGAGGUAACAAGCAGGUUGAUUAAUGAAACGGUAGCCAAUCACCCAGAAUGGGCCAAGUAAGUAAUGCCAUAUCUGAUAGGAUUUAAAUAUUCUCUUCAUUUUGAUAUUGAUCAUUAUUGUGCUGGGUAUGGAAAAUGUGAGAAAGAGGUUGUAAUUUAUUUUUGGCCUAUUGUUGAAUUUUGAAAGCAUUUGAAACCAAUAGGU
Molecule: messenger RNA, 1688 nt
Organism: Protobothrops mucrosquamatus (brown spotted pit viper)
Lineage: Eukaryota; Metazoa; Chordata; Lepidosauria; Squamata; Viperidae
Product: transmembrane protein 245
Exons: 8
Coding region: 111-1544 (477 amino acids)
Source: RefSeq, a predicted model, not a curated record